AUGAAUAAUUUAGAAACUACAAAUUAUAACGGUUCUGAUGUAAUAAUCAUAGUUGGUGAAAAACCAAAUGAAAAAGAAUUCAAAGCAAAAAAGUCAAUCUUGACCAGUAAAUCGGAAUAUUUUAAAAUUGCGUUGUCGAUACAAUGGGCAAGAAAAGAGAAUGGAUAUAUUAUAUUUAAAAAACCCAACAUUUCUCCUUCAGUAUUUGAAAUUCUUUUAAAAUACAUUUAUACAGGAAAUAUUUUCGUUGAAAACGAUAAAGUUAGCCUCGUUGAUAUUGCUAUUGCGAGUGACGAGCUUCAAUUAAGUGGAGCCUAUAAAAAACUUGAAAGACGCUUGCUUAAGAAUAAAUUAUCUUGGAAACCAAGUGACAUUUUUACGGUUCUUCAACACGAUAAUUUAACUACCUUGUAUAAUGCCUCUAUAGAAUUGGCAUGUAGAAAUCCUAAAACUAUCUUUGAAUCAGAAGAUUUCUUUGAUAUGAAAGAAAAUAAUCUCGUUGAUAUUUUGAAAUCCGACGAUCUUGAAUUAGACGAAUUUGAAAUUUGGGAAUACCUAAUCCAGUGGGGAAUCGAAAAUACCACUUCUGAUAUCGACAAGGAUUUUAGAAAAUGGACACCAGGGAAUUUUAAUGACUUAAAAAAUACUCUGCAGAAUUGUGUUCCUCAUAUUCGAUUUUUUCAAAUGUUACCUAACGACUAUUCAAAGGUUAGAGAUCAUUUUAAGGAUAUUCUACCGGAUGGUCUUGAUAAUGAAAUUACAGAAUAUUUUUCAAAUCCUAAUUUUGAACCCUCAAUCAACAUCUUGCCGCCAAGAAAAUAUCCAUUCGAAUCAAAUAUUAUUCAUGCUAAGGAUGCAGGAUUAAUAGCUAGUUGGAUCGAUAAGCGAGAAACGCCGUACCGUAUUGCAAAUUUACCUUUUGAAUUCAAGCUUAUUUAUCGUGCAAGUCGUGAUGGUUUUGGAAUUGAAAAUUUUCAUAAAAAUUGUGAUAAAAAGGGACCAACAGUUGUGGUUAUUAAAGUUCACAAUUCAGAGGAAAUAAUUGGCGGAUAUAAUCCAUUAAAAUGGGAUGCAGGUUUAGAAGAAAAUGAAUAUAUUGUGCGAUCUGUUGAUUAUAAUCGCGAAACGUCAAAAAGUUUUAUAUUUUCCCUAAAAAAUCGACAUUCAUUAUUAAGUCAAAUAUCUUAUAAAGAAAAAGCGAUAAUUUGGUGUAGAGAGAAAGGGCCAUGCUUUGGUUCACGCGAUCUGCACAUUAUUUCAGCAGGAUCCGAUAUUAUUUGUAGGAGCAAAAGAUACUCUUACGAGAAGAACAUUAUAGAAAAAGAAACCUUUAAAAUAGAAGAAUACGAGGAUGGUCUAAGAGAAACUUCCGAAUUUUUAUGA
Molecule: messenger RNA, 1383 nt
Organism: Acaulospora morrowiae
Lineage: Eukaryota; Fungi; Glomeromycota; Glomeromycetes; Diversisporales; Acaulosporaceae
Source: the annotation of a GenBank genome assembly